CGCUAUCGUUUCCGUUUCGUCACAAUCGUGACUCGCACUCGCACUACGAUACACGGUGACUCGAGCACGCGUUUAUUCGUUUUCGAGGAUGUCUCGUAGCGCAACGUGAUUCUUUCUGAGUUUUCAUUGCCAGAUCAUUGCGGAACGUAAUACCCCGAGCGAGCGUCUUACAGAUUAGAUUGGUCUCUUUGUUGAGCGAAAUGGAAUCUAUGGACGCGCGUCUCGUGGCGCAAGCGUUGAACUACCAUGGCCAACAGUUGCAGAAAGUAUGGGAAGGAGAACGCAACGAAAAUGAGCUGGUCAUGCUCAAUCUCAAGGAUCCUAGCUUUGAGAUAUAUCAACAGCGCCAAAAGACUCUCAGCUUUGGGGACAGAGGCAAACGCCUGAAGCUUCAACAAUUCCUUGCUAAAAAAGCUGAUGCCCUAUACGAUAAAGCAAACUUGGAGAAAUCUACAGACUGCAUUAAACAAGAACUUGGAGAUGAAGAAUUUUAUGCUACAGUACCAGCACUUGAUACUUUUGUCACCAUGGAAAAAUCUCAGCGCAUUCGCAAUUUUUUGGAGAGUUUGGUAGUUGGGGAUGUAAUUUACGCGCAAGUGAUGGGUAAAAGCGCCGCAGGUCUGCUUCUGAAGGUGCUUUGCAACUGCAGUGACUGUCCCAGAGUUGUUACUGAAUUAGGAGUUAAGGCACUGAUAUUAAAUACGGCCACUGUGCCGGCGGUGGACAAGAAAGGUGUAACAAGGGGCUACAUGGCAAAUGAUCUCGUCUGCGUCGUAGUCAGUGAAGUUAACGUUGAAGCCGAGCGUGUUGUUGCAGUUAUGAACAUAUCUGCUCGGGAAGGGCAAGCGCCGCACCCACCUAUGGGACUUAUUCAUUCCGAUGAUCUUCCGGAAGCCUAUAAGAAAGCGAUGGACAACAAAGGCCAGACUUAUGAAACGCUGUUGGAGAAUAGUACUGGCUUCAACAAUCCGAACAACAUAAAAUAUCUGUGCGACUUGAUCGGCCUCGGACAAGAGAAUCAUUCAAAUAUGGUUGGAUUGAGAGAGAGGUUUCCACCGAAUGAGUACGCCUCCGAAUUACGACAAGCGCAAGCAAGCAAAUGGGCGUUCCGAAGCGUUGCUGAGGGUAUAGAUCAUUUCAAGGCCGGUCGUCAUUCCGAAGCUUUCCAGUGCCUCAACAAAGCACUCACCGUUGAUCCUCGGAAUGUUGAAGGCUUAGUCGCUCGAGGAGCAUUAUAUGCAAAUAGUGGAAGCUUCAAGAAAGCGAUUGACGACUUUGAAACAGCCUUGAAAUUAAAUCAAACACAUGCAAAUGCUCGUAAGUAUAUGGCGGAAACGUUGGUGGCGCUCGGUCGUAGUUACGAGGACGAGAAGAAAUACGAAGACGCUCAAAAGGCGUAUGAGAAUUGCUUGGCGAUCGCACCGUAUCAUGAGGAAGCGCGAAAUUCCAUCGAGUACAUAAAGUCUAAGACUCUUACAGCAUCACUGAAUCCUUUGGAUACCUUUAAGAGCUUCGAAGCCGAAAAUGACGUUGUAGAGAACAAGAAAGAUAAAAAGAAACGCAAAAAAGAGCGAAAAUCUAGAUCAAAAAAGAGACAGAGAUGGAGUUCCAGCUCGAGUUCUUCGUCCAGCGGUUCUUCGAGUUCUUCAAGUUCGGACUCGAGCAGCUCGUCGUCAUCCGGAAGCUCUCGUUCAGCGUCCCGUUCGCCGAACCGUAAGCGCAAGCACAAGAAAGAUCAUCGCAGUUCGCUUUCACCGCUUAGCAAGCGUAUGGCUCAAUAUAAUAAUCCUCCGGCUGCAGCUGCCACUACUCAUGAUACUAUCGCUCCAGCCUCUUAUACUGCAAAUACGCGCGAAAAAGUUGAUGACUAUGAAACUAAAGUACGCAAGUUUCUUGAGCAGACCAAGGACGAUUCCGAUUACGAAGAUAAGGUGAGAAAAUUCUUGGAAGAGACAGCGAGAUGGAAGAGAGAAAGGGAAAAAGAAAAGAAACAUUCUGAGAGCGAAAAAAUGAAGAAAAAGAAGAAGAAAGAGAAGAAAGGGAAAGAUAAAGAGAAGGAGGAUAAGAAGAGUCGAAAGAAAAAGAAGAAGGAAGAACGGAAAAAGCGUAAAAACAAGGAUAAACUUGAACGAGAUUUAGAAGCGUUGAAAAAGUCAUCUUUGCCAGAUUUGGAACAAUUAGAGUCCAAACUUAAUGCUUAUUAUGCGAAGGUUGAGAAAGACUGUGCGGCGCUAAAAAGGUAUGUAGCACAGUAUAAUGACAUACCUUCCCCUCUUAGCAACGCGGAGAAGCUCGCUGAGAGUUCACGGAGGGAGGAAGAGCUGCGCAGAGAGAGGGAUAUAUAUAUAUAUAUAAAAUAUUAACACGUUUGCUACCACGCUGAUAGCGAACGUGUUCGUACAGUAAUACAACAAUAUAAUAAAAUCUCGCUAUAAUUGUUUGUCAUAGAAAUACAGAGAAAGCCACUAACAGACAUAUUUGAACAAGAGUCCCAGUUGAUUCAUCCAGAACCGAAGCUGCCUACGUUAGACACCGCUGCAUUGAAUGCAAAAUGGAAAGCUGCACAAGCUGCUAGACAAAAGGACGUUCCUCCGCAAAAAUGGCAAGACGUUCCACCGGAAAACAAGAAGAUGCAAUCUAAUGUUUUUGUGGAUAGUGAUGAGGACGAUGAUAACGAAAUGGAAGAAAGAAUUCAACGCGCGGCUCUCGAAAAGUCUUUAAAUAUACGGAAGCAGAUGCAACGUGAACUUGCCGAGAAAAGGGCGCCGCCGCCGCAGCCUGCACCAACGCCUCCGCCGCCAUUGCCUAAAGAGCCUCCGAUACCAAAACAAGCGCCUGUCAAGUAUCCUACGCCGCAACCGCAGAACAAAUUCCAAUCAUACAAAGAUCCCGUUAUGUCUAUCUCGCAAACGACACCAACCAAAUUCGGCUCUAGCAACAAUUUGGGAGGCAAGUUUCAGCCGAUUGGUCAAAACAGCGGAGCCGGGCAUCCACCCGAACCACCGCGCCCUCCGCCACCAGCGAAGAACCAGAAUCAAGCCAAAGGGCCGAGAACAGAUUCCGAUAGCGAGGCCGAGCGAGGUCAACAUCGACAGACUCCGAAGAAACGUGAAUCAAGCGGUAGAGGCGGCGUGAGCAAGCGUAUGAGUAGAGACCGUCCAACGAAACGAUCGCGCAGUCGAUCUCGCAGCGCAUCCAGUUCGGGCUCAUCAAGAUCACGAUCGCCGAGGCGAAGCCGUUCACGAUCAUACUCGAAUCGACGAUCAGGCAGUUAUGAGAGAAAGUACAGCAGAUCUCCCUCGGGUACGUACAGCAGAUCGCGAUCACGAUCACGAACUAGAUCGUAUACGAGGAGUCGCAGCCGCAGUAGGUCAGGUGACCGAGGUUACUACCGCAAGAGACAAUUUCGGCCGUACAACAAUCGCGGCACGUAUUACAAGCCACGCUUCCAAGGCUUCAACAAUCCGAAUCACCGCGGCGGCGGUAACAAUUUCCAAAACCGGAAUCGUUUCUACAACAAUCAGCACAACAAUCGUUUCGGCAAUCGUCGCGGUGGUGGCUUUAAUAAUCGUGGCGGCCGUGGCGGUCGCGGUAACCGUGGUGGCAGAUUCUUCCACAACAAACAAAAUUUCCGUGACUUCCGCGAUAGGAGGGACUUUAGGGAUCGCCGUGCAUCAUCGCGCGAUCGAUACAGCGAUCGCAGCUACUCGCCCGAUCCGAUGAGGAAGGUGGACGAAGCGAAGGAGAAAAUCAACAAGAUGCUCGAGGGUGGCGACGACGUCGAACAUCAGCAGGGUGGCAGCGGUGGCUCGACCGUACCACCUAAUAAGAGGCAAGCCGGGCCCUUGAGCGAAGGAGAAGAGAGGGACGAUGAUGACUAUGAGAGGUGGGGAGAGGGAGAGGGGGGCGAUGCAGCUAACACCAAGAAUGAAGGGGUUGAACCUGUCGACGGUAACCUGGAAGGCAAGGAGUACUUCAUUGAGCGCAUGAAACAGCGAAGCAAGAACGUUUUAAUGCAGAGAGCCAUUGCAGCUAAGAUUUGGUAGAUAUUGCCGCCGCCGUCGCUGCUUCUCUGUGAUAUAAUCGCUUUCUUCAAGUCGCUCUUAGUUAAUUAGGUAGUUGACACGAUUGACACGAGGCAUAUUGAGACACUUUCCUAGUUUUAAUAACGAUCACUCUAUCUCUUUUGUUAUCACAAACUGUCAUAACCGUAUCUCUGACAAACUCGAUAAUUCCAUUUUUUAUUUUAAUUUCGUUCCAAGUCUGAACGCGAAUUAGAUUUAAAAAACUUAAAUCUAACUUACAUAAUUAAUCGAAUAUCAAUGUAAUCAAUUAUGGCUACUAUACAGGUGAUUUUCAUAAAUGGAGUUUUAUCGAUACUUUAGGAAAUAUAAUUUUGUCCUGAUAAUUUUAUGGAUUUUAAAAAUAAGUUUAUCUCAACAUGAAUCAAGAGAAAUUUCUUUUAUAUUUAUCCAAUAUAUUACUAUUUACUCUGUGUGUAGCGUAAUAAUAAUAAUUAGAUUUUUUGUUAUAAAAAAAAUUCAUUAACAUGCAAUAAUUAAUGUAUAAAAUUGUAAAAACAUUAUAUCACUGGCGAGUGGCUUUUCAUUAUCAUUCGUUAUCAGAAACGGAAGUCAAUUUUCAUUUAAUUAUUAUCUAAUGACGUAUUUAUUUUGUACGAUAAGGGGAAACAUUCGUAGUUACAUUGGAGCAAGCACGAUUAAUCAAAGCGGAAGACCAUAAUUUCUAUUUCGAGAAUUUCUCAAAUCUAACGUGCCACUAUAGCUCGUGUAUUCGAAUAUGCCUAACAAUAAAACUUCCGUUUCGCUUGAUCCUAAUAAUUAUAAGAAUUAAAUUACACAGCAACAUAAUAGUAUCCCCAAAUUGAACAUCUUUCAUUCCCAAUAGAGGAAAAAAAAACACGAAUACGUUAUUAAUCUCUUUUACGAUUAUUUAGUUUAAGCUAUAAUAUACGAAUAAUUUUAAAGUAACAUAAUACCUAUAUGUUGUAUGUGAACCGAGUUGCUGUACAAUUGAAAAAUCCACAAAUAUAUAACGCAAAACCACCGCAA
This is a messenger RNA of Formica exsecta, 5072 nucleotides long. RefSeq lists its product as uncharacterized. The record is from RefSeq and is a predicted model, not a curated record. Gene Ontology annotation, molecular function: protein binding. Lineage: Eukaryota; Metazoa; Arthropoda; Insecta; Hymenoptera; Formicidae. The transcript has 14 exons.